UUGCGUCAUAAUCAUCAGCAUGACUUGGCAAUGACCUCCCGCUGUCUACACAUGAUUCGUUUGUACGUCCACACGCGAUCCUCUGCGAUAAUUCGCUGGAAAUUCACACAGAGAAUUUCACUAGGGUUGUUCUCAGGAAAAUGAAAGGCGGGAUGGAUCUGAUGGUGGCUCUGCGACACAAUCAUCAAUCUUCGAGAGGCAGAAUCGUUGUUUCGACUAUCACGGAAUGCCCGUAACUAGCUUCUUUUAGCCUAAUUAAGCGUUUUUAACUCCAUCAUCUAACGACAAUUAUUAAUUUCCCUCUUGAACUGCCCAACUUGGACCCUCCUCUCUCUCUGGAUCAGGGGCUCAACAGUGUCGUUUUCAUGAUUCGAGCGUUUAGUCAAUGAUGUGAGGACGAGAGACUGAGUGUCGAGAGGUCAAAGACUUCAAACCUGAACUCUAGGAUUCAAGCCACACCUGGGACAUACUUUGUGUAUCAUAGAAUUUGUCGAUGUCGCAGUAUUUACAAAUUCCCGCGAAAUUUGAAGUUACAGGGGCCUUCUAUGAACACAGUUGCUAGGUGACAAUCGCUAUACCAUUCCUCUGGAGUGAGGGUGUUUGAGGGGCGUGUCCGAUGUGGUGGGUGGUGAUUUGAUCUACCUUGCACGAAACCUUAUUGGACUGAGUUGGGUCUUCGAUGUUCACAUGUGAUCGGCGAGUUUGAUUGAUAAUAUUCACAUGUUAUCGCUGGUGACUUAAGCGCGUUGGUUAGGGUGUGAGGAUAGCCGAGAUAUUGUUCAGGGUGGAGGUAUUAAGGGGACUAUACUGCACGACAAUGAGCUUUGGGAGCAUUCGCGCUGGAGAACCGAGAAAUUAGGGUUAUAUGGACAAAACAUAGAUAGGGCGCGCGAAAGUGGAGCAGGAUGAUGUGGCGAUGGAAUGCGGGGAGGAGAUGAUUUCGGAUGCUCUACAACAGACCCUAGACCUUGGAGAAACUAGUGAGGCGCCAUGUUGCCAAGGCAGGGAAAGGAGUUCCCAGCGCCAAAUUGAUCACAUUUGAAUGAGAAAUGAUGGCGCUGCACCGCGAGAUUCUGCGCACCACGCAACUCUUUACGUGGAAGAAUGAGCAAAGCGUGCCCUAGUUUGCAUAUUACCAUCAGCCCAUUGCAAAAGUGCUGCAUAAGUGUAGAACCUCUCUGUCCUUACAGUAAUUUACCAAAUGCGAGGGAUGAGAGAGAGAGAGAGAGAGCUUCAACAAAGUGUAGGGUUUCGCUGAACCACACUACUCAUGAAUUAUAACUGAGAAGUUGACUUUGUUGAUGUAAGAUUACAUUGCAUUGAUAGAUACCAUUUCAAAUUCCGAUUCCUUUAUAAAAUGACGCUGAAGCUGAUGCUGCUCUAAGUAUUUAUCGAUUUUUGCUGCAAAGGUAUCCAAAAGAAGCAAAUUCAAGAAGUUUUUUGGUUAUUACCCCGUAUAAACAGCAGCUGAACGUCACUCAGCAACGUUGCAGUCGAUCUUUAGGUUCAGCGAAAGCCUUGAACAUCGAAUUCAACACUGUGGAUGGUUAUCAGGGACGUGAGGUGGAUAUUCUCAUUUUCUCCACUGUCCGUGCAUCGGACAAACCAGGGAUUGGGUUUGUAGCAGAUAUUCGUCGAAUGAAUGUUGCACUCACUCGUGCAAGGUUCUCUCUGUGGAUCGUUGGAAAUGCUUCUGCGAUGCAACAAAAUUCCGAUUGGGGUGCGUUGCUUUCAGAUGCGAAAAUGAGGCAGUCAUAUUUCCCUAUAAAGUACCCGUAUUCUUUCCAAGUAGGGGUAAACUCUAAGCCACUGAGACCAGUAAGUCCACCUCCAGGGUCGUCAAUGCAUAAUCUAACAAGCAGCGAAGCAUCUACCGGGAUUACCGUGUCAUCUGAAUUAAGCCAUGUAGUUCAAAACUCGACGGCAAGGGCAGAUGGUAGAAAGGUGAAAUCAAACAGGGGUGAAGUCAUCGAUUCCUUGAAACCAGACAUUCAACCAGGACGAAUUGAGCACACACCGCAGGAAAACGAAAGCAGCAGUGGGGCUCAAACCGUGGGGAGUCACUCUAAACAACUGCAUCCAAGUGCUGGGAAACAGACACAGACUACUACAGAGGGCGAACCUUUAAUACUGCGACUUGAUUCAUUUGUCAGAGAUGAAUGUAACAAACAGUCAAGGACUAGUGCGUUAGGGAACAAAAACGAUAAGGAUCAGCACUCAGAUAGCCUAAGAGCUUUCACAAUCGACACCCACUUAGGAAGAGGGGGAAGAUCUUGGGUUGAUGUUAGUGGCAUUCAGGAUUCCAGCUCCCGGAGCAGAAAGGAGGUAGGUUCUAGAAGAGAUAGCGCCAAAAUUGAGACUAAUGGUAAUGAGAGAAGAAACUCCGAGAAUGCUCAAGCAAUCAUUAGUGAAGGUGGUCCGGGUCAUGAUUUUGAGCUUUCGAACGACAUUAGUCUUGGUCUGGAUAAGAUCAAAAGAUCUUCCUCUAAGGAAAUUCGGACUGGUUCGAGUCGGGCUAUGAACAGCGCUGUUCCUACUGUAGAUGUUAAUCGAGACUCUAUGCGCUUGUCGAGAGCGAGUUCUAGAAUAACAACGUAGACAGAUUUGAUCGGAAUCGAUCGAGCUCCUGCGAUCGUGGCAGUAUGUCGCAUGCUGUUGCAUAUUCGGAUGCAAGCUUGUUAAGUUCUGAGCCAUGUACGGAUACUAGGUUCGAUUCCUGCACAAGUGCAUCCGCUAUUCAUGAAGAGGGUCGGAGAUCUCCGUCCGGACAUGGCAGUACAAAUUCUCCACUCACAACAUCUUCUGUGGUAGAGAGUGAGUGGGAACUUUUUAUGAGAAGACUGCGAGAGGAAAAGCAGUCUGGAAACUCCAUUCGAGACAAGCGUAUUGAUCAAAUUCCAAACCCUGGUCCAGACAGACGGACCAACCGAACUGCUCGUUCUGAUUUAGAUUCACGGACGAAACAAGUUCAAAGAUCUGAAGUAGUCUUAUAGAAUAGACAAACUGGGAAGCCUAAUUCAAUUACACGUCCAAGACAUGCAGAGAAACCCGAUUCGAGUAUGCGGAGCCACCAGAUUGACAAACAUGAUUUUCAUGCACAGACUACACAGGCUUGGAAAAAUGAUGCAGUUCAGAGGCCACCUACACAUCCUCCUCCUAACAAGAAACAAAAGGUUGCAGGAGAGGCGUCAGGUGUACCAAACAUCGCAAUUGGGUCAACUUUGGACGAUAUCCUGUCAGGAUUAGGUAGCCUAAGCCACUCGCAAGUUAUAGGAACUAGAGUGAUCGACCAACCGUCGACACUAAAACAUACGAAACACCGUCCCUAGUAUUGUGCUUAUGUAAGGUCAUCAUUUCAACUUCGGACGUCAAAGGACUAUGUUGGAUAAUGAAUUAAUUGCACCUAUUGGAGACAUCUUAUGUCAUGACAUGUAGUGUCAUGCACAUAAUUAAUAGGUCAAGUUUGUACAUAGACGAGUAAUAUGUAGUUUGAUGUAGUACAUUUUUGAUAGAAGUAUUCUAAUUUUUGGCCAUUGUAAUUUAUUCUUGUUUUGUUUGUUA
Messenger RNA from Physcomitrium patens, 3561 nucleotides. NCBI's taxonomy places the organism in Eukaryota, Viridiplantae, Streptophyta, Bryopsida, Funariales, Funariaceae. The record is from RefSeq and is a predicted model, not a curated record.